Zymoseptoria tritici IPO323 is the source of this 2751-nucleotide messenger RNA. Its product is annotated as SNF2 family DNA-dependent ATPase domain-containing protein. Lineage: Eukaryota; Fungi; Ascomycota; Dothideomycetes; Mycosphaerellales; Mycosphaerellaceae. The coding region runs from base 1 to 2751 and encodes 916 amino acids. The transcript has 9 exons. Gene Ontology annotation, molecular function: ATP-dependent chromatin remodeler activity; ATP binding; zinc ion binding. The record is from RefSeq and is a predicted model, not a curated record.
AUGGCGCCAUCAAGCACAAACAACGACAAGCGAAAACGGGUGGACGUCGACCUGACUGGCAACGACGACGAGCAGACAUCCUCGCGUAAGGCACCAAGAACUGCAGCCCCUAGCAGCCAAAUCAGCCGCAGCCAACGGCCAUUUGCAGCCGCUGGCAGCAGCACCACCGAGAGAGAGGCAUGGCUGGCGAACGAUAUCGAAGACGAUAUUGACGAAGUCAUUGGUUCAUCACAGGACGAUGCAGCGGGCAGCGAUCGACUACAACUUUAUGGCGAUCUUUCCAUCAAGAUCGUUGGCUGCCAGUACUAUCGCGGCAAUGCAAACCCUGGCGAACACAUCCUGAUGCGCCGCGAGCCCGGCAAUCCGUAUGACACAAAUGCCAUCAGAAUUGACAACGUCUCUGGGCAUCAAAUUGGUCACAUCCCGCGCAAGACGGCAGAAAAGCUCAGCAAGUACAUCGACAAUCGAUGGCUGCGUUAUUCUUCGUUGAUGGCCGAUGGAGUGCUUGUUCGUUUGGCUGACAGAGAGACAGGACCGGACCCGACCUCCGAUGAGGGUAAGACCCUUGUCGAAAAGAUGAAGGUUGACAAGCUGCCCAUCAAAGCCAUCACCGAUGCCGAGAAGGCUGAGAAACAGCCAGCAGGAGGUGGUUCCGGGAGCGCUUCGAAGGGGGGCCAACCGACCUAUGCCAAUGGCCAUAUCCCUAAUGGCACCCAAGAACAACAGAUGGCAGAGAUUCUCGAGGCCUCUGCGCGAAUCGAUCCGCGCGGAGUGGCGGUCACACAGCAGAUGGGCAUGAACGAAGACGAUCUCAAAAACAUGCCACUUGCUUCGCAACCCAAGGGCAUAAAGACAUCGAUGCUACCAUAUCAGCUGCAAGCGUUGCGUUGGCUUCUCGAUCACGAAACUCCAGUACUUCCCGGCCCUGGUACAGACGAAUCUGUGCAGCUAUGGACUCGCUCAAACGGUGGCUAUACCAACCUUGCUUCCAACUUCACAACCAGUCAAGCACCACCACUUGCUUCCGGUGGGAUCCUCGCUGACGACAUGGGUCUGGGCAAGACGCUUGAGAUGAUAUCUCUCAUCGUUGCUGAUGCUGAGAAGUUCGGCAGAGGCACGACACUCGUCGUGGCACCGCUGAGCGUCAUGUCCAAUUGGACGACACAGAUCGACGCUCAUGUGAAGCAAAGCAGCAAAAUGAGUUGCUAUACGUAUCACGGCACAGGACGAGUGGACAGCAUGGCGGCGGAAGACUUCGCAAAUUACGAUGUGGUUCUCACGACAUACCAAACGUUGGCCAGUGACUUCAUGCCACGAGGCAAGGGUUCAAAGCAGCCGGAGAACAAGCUCCGCGAGAAAGGCCUCUACAGCAUGGAGUGGCGGCGUGUCAUUCUUGACGAAGGUCACAUUGUCCGCAACCCACAAACGAAAGGCGCUGGUGCUGUCAACAACCUCACGUCCCGUUCUCGAUGGGUACUGACCGGCACACCCAUUGUCAAUUCACUGCGAGAUCUGUUCUCUCUCUUACGGUUCGUCGGUAUCACGGGCGGUCUCAACCAGCUGGAUGUGUUCAACGCUGUGCUCGUCCGACCGUUGAGUAAUGGAGGUGCAAAGUCUGAGGACGCCUCUAUUCUGCUGCAAGCCGUCAUGCGAGCCUUCACUCUACGCCGACGCAAAGACAUGGCGUUUAUCGACCUUCGACUGCCGAAAUUGGAGGAGUUUGUCCAUCGUCUCGACUUCACAGAGAAGGAACAGACGCGAUACGACGCUUUCCGUGAUGAAGCCAAGGGUCUCAUGAUGAAGUACGAGCAGAACGCUGCUGCUGGCGCGAAGACAACAGCCACAUACAAUCACGUCCUGGAAGUUCUUCUCCGAAUGAGACAGUGUUGUAAUCACUGGGGUCUCUGUAAGGAGCGAGUUAGUCGCUUGCUCGCACAACUGGAGAAGCAAGCCGUGGUUGACCUCAAUCCUGAGAACACGAAAGCUCUGCGUGACAUCCUUCAGGUCCAGAUCGAGUCAGCUGAGGAGUGCGCCAUAUGUCUCGAGACUCUUCACGAGCCUGUCAUCACAGCAUGCGGUCACAGCUUCGGGAAGGACUGCAUCGUUCGCGUCAUUGAGGGCCAACACAAGUGUCCCAUGUGUCGAGCUGAACUGAAAGACGAGUCUUGCUUGGUGAAGCCAGCAACGGAGACAGGAGACGAAAAAGCCGACGACGAAGUCGAUCUACACCAAAGCUCCAGCAAGCUCGAGGGCAUCGUCAAGAUUUUGCAGGCCACCAAGACGGACAAGACGAUCGUUUUCUCUCAGUGGACCAGCUUCCUUGACAUUGUCAGCGCUAGACUAGACAAGGACGGGGUAAAGUACUGCCGACUUGACGGCACGAUGAAUGUGGCCAAGCGAGAUGAAGCCAUCGAGGCUCUUAACAGCGAUCCGAAGACAACAGUCAUGCUGGCUUCACUUGCCGCAUGCUCUGUUGGCCUGAACCUCACGGCGGCGUCGAACGUGAUCUUAUCAGACACGUGGUGGGCCCCAGCUAUUGAAGAUCAAGCCGUUGACAGAGUGCACCGUCUCGGCCAGAAGAAGGAAACGAAGGUGUUCCGACUGGUCAUGGAGGGGAGCAUUGAGGAGGAAACCAUCCGAAUCCAGACUGAUAAGCGGAAGCUCAUGGCUCUCGCUUUCUCGGAGAAGUCGAACAAGAGAGCAGCGCCAAAGACCAGCCGCAUCGCCGACAUCCAACGGCUACUGGCUUGA